Molecule: messenger RNA, 1194 nt
Organism: Triplophysa dalaica
Lineage: Eukaryota; Metazoa; Chordata; Actinopteri; Cypriniformes; Nemacheilidae
Gene: rbp5
Product: retinol binding protein 1a, cellular
Exons: 4
Coding region: 269-685 (138 amino acids)
Biological process (GO): fatty acid transport
Cellular component (GO): cytosol; nucleus
Molecular function (GO): fatty acid binding
Source: RefSeq, a predicted model, not a curated record
GGAUUUGAUCUGGUUUGGGAGGAGUCACGGCUGCUUGGGGGUUUACUAACCGACCGACUUAAUACCGAUGUCUCCAGAUAGCUGCGCGGAAAAGUGGAGCUCUUAUUCGCGUUUUGUCCGUCGGAAACACUGUGGAUCGCGCAAUCUUUAUAACCUAAUGAACUAGCGGACAUUGCCCGAAAGAGAUCAACACAGACACCGCAAGGGGAAGCAGACAGAGUUCGGUUGGAUUCGUGGCGUAUCGCACUUACAGAAAACCGAGUAGACGAUGGCCAAACCGAACUACACCGGCGUUUACCACAUGGUUUCCCAAGAUAACUUCGAAGGUUAUCUGGCGGCUUUAGAUGUAAAUUACGCAUUAAGGAAAGUCGUCUGCCUCUUGAAACCAAGUAAACAAAUCGAGCAUGAUGUAAACACUGGAAACAUGAAGAUAAAGACAGUCACUACGUUUAAGAACUUCGACAUGGACUUCACUUUGGGAAAGGAGUUUACAGAGGAUCUGGGGCCGGUCGAUGGGCGAAAGUGCCAGACCACAGUAGACUGGGAGGGGGAUAAAUUGUUGUGCGUGCAGCGAGGAGAGAAAGAGGAGAGAGGGUGGACACACUGGCUGGAGGGAAACACUCUCCAUUUGGAGUUGAGGGCUCAGGGUGUCACUGCCAAGCAAGUCUUUAAGAAGGCUGAGUGAAGGAUAGCAAAAGAAAGAAAGAGAGCUUUUGAGUUCAGCGUGUCCGUCGAGCUCAGGGCUCAGAGAGAGGCCAUGGUACGUCAGAGACCCCCCCCCCCCCCAGUAUUGAAACGGAGACCACCAGUUACAAAAUUGUUUCCUCUUUAUGAAAUGUUUCAGUAUAUCCCUCAAUGAAAGUUUCAGCCCUGUUGCCAUUAGGAAGCUGGAUCAUACUGUAAUGAUCUGGUUUCAGGCUGGAUUCAUGAAUGUCUUGCUGAUAUUUUUACAGUAUGAAGAAAUCAGCCUGUGGUUUUGCAUUUAGAUAUUGCGUUGAGUUCAUUGUAUCUUCGUAAAUAUAAUGUACGAUGUCCUGCUACUGUAUGGGAACAAUAACUUUGUCUGUGAUUAAUGCACUGUACUUUUAAAACAAUGCCCAAGUGCUAAAACAUUUAUGGUCUUGAACAUGAUAUUGUGUUAUCAUCUAUAGAAAACAACAGUUUGUAUUACCAUAAAAUCCAGUGACUGUGAAA